AUGGCAGGUUCAGGCAAAACCACUUUUAUGCAGCGAAUAAAUGCUCACCUUCAUAGUAUAAAAAAACCUCCAUAUGUUAUAAAUCUUGACCCUGCAGUCACUCAACUUCCUUUCACAGCAAAUAUUGAUAUCCGGGAUACUAUUAAUUAUAAAGAAGUAAUGAAACAAUAUAAUUUAGGUCCAAAUGGUGGUAUUCUCACUAGUUUAAACUUAUUUACGACAAAAUUUGAUCAAGUGCUUGAUUUUGUCUCGAAGCGUGCACCUACAUUAGAUUAUAUUAUCUUGGAUACGCCUGGUCAAAUCGAGAUAUUUACAUGGUCAGCAUCAGGAGCAAUCAUUACAGACGCGUUAGCAGCGACGUAUCCUUGUGCAGUUGCUUAUAUUAUAGAUACACCAAGAACAACAAGUCCGUCAACAUUUAUGAGUAAUAUGUUGUAUGCUUGCAGUAUCUUAUAUAAAACCAAAUUACCAUUUAUAUUGGUUUUUAAUAAGACUGAUGUUGUUUCUCACGAAUUUGCUGUUGAAUGGAUGACGGAUUUUGAAUGUUUUCAACAAGCUUUGCAAAACGAUACGAGUUAUAUGAGCAGUCUUAUGAAUUCUAUGUGUCUAGUAUUGGAAGAAUUUUAUCAACAUUUAAAGGUGGUUGGAGUUUCGGCCAUUACCGGCGCUGGAAUGGACGAAUUUUUUGAAGCCGUUGAUGAAGCUUCCAAGGAAUACGAAACCGUAUACAAACCCGAAUUAGAAAAAUUGAUUCGAGAGAAGGCUGAACGACAAGAAGCCGCAAAACAGGCACAAAUUACAAAAUUAAUGAGAGACAUGGACAUGUCUGAUGCUCCUAAAACAGAUGCCGACUAUGAAGCUAUGAGAAAACAUCAAGAACAACUCGAUGAUCAAAGCUUUGGUCGAUGGUUGAAACAAGCACGAGAAGGUGGUGGUGGGGGUGUUGAAUAA
Molecule: messenger RNA, 951 nt
Organism: Funneliformis mosseae
Lineage: Eukaryota; Fungi; Glomeromycota; Glomeromycetes; Glomerales; Glomeraceae
Source: the annotation of a GenBank genome assembly